Hipposideros armiger (great roundleaf bat) is the source of this 1743-nucleotide messenger RNA. It is a transcript of the gene CHRNA1, whose product is annotated as cholinergic receptor nicotinic alpha 1 subunit. Gene Ontology annotation, molecular function: acetylcholine-gated monoatomic cation-selective channel activity; transmembrane signaling receptor activity. Gene Ontology annotation, biological process: monoatomic ion transmembrane transport. The record is from RefSeq and is a predicted model, not a curated record. NCBI's taxonomy places the organism in Eukaryota, Metazoa, Chordata, Mammalia, Chiroptera, Hipposideridae. The coding region runs from base 150 to 1523 and encodes 457 amino acids. Gene Ontology annotation, cellular component: postsynaptic membrane. The transcript is spliced from 11 exons.
GUGGCCUUCUGAGGAGGUGGCUUCAGUCACAGGCAGUGGUGGGAGUGAGCAAGUCUGCAGCCAGGCCACCCGCCAAAGUAUCCAGCCGGAGUGCCGGCGAGCAGCACAAGUCACCCGUCUGCCACCAGUCCUCGCCAGCGCCCACAGCCAUGGAGCCCUGGCCGCUCCCCUUGCUCCUUGCUCUCUGCUCAGCUGGCCUUGUCCUGGGCUCUGAACAUGAGACCCGUCUGGUGACACAGCUAUUUAAAGACUACAACAAGGUGGUGCGGCCAGUGGAAGAUCACCACCAGGCCGUGGAGGUCACCGUGGGCUUGCAACUGAUACAGCUCAUCAACGUGGAUGAAGUAAAUCAGAUCGUGACAACCAAUGUUCGACUGAAACAGCAAUGGGUGGAUUACAACCUAAAAUGGAAUCCAGAAGACUAUGGUGGCGUGAAAAAAAUUCACAUUCCCUCUGAAAAAAUCUGGCGCCCAGACCUUGUUCUCUAUAACAACGCAGAUGGUGACUUUGCGAUUGUCAAGUUCACAAAAGUGCUCCUGGACUACACUGGCCACAUCACGUGGACACCUCCAGCCAUCUUUAAAAGCUACUGUGAGAUCAUCGUCACCCACUUUCCCUUUGAUGAACAGAACUGUAGCAUGAAGUUGGGCACCUGGACCUAUGAUGGCUCUGUUGUGGCCAUCUACCCGGAAAGCGACCAGCCAGACCUGAGCAACUUCAUGGAGAGUGGGGAAUGGGUGAUCAAGGAGGCCCGGGGCUGGAAGCACUGGGUGUUCUAUGCCUGCUGCCCUUCCACCCCCUACCUGGACAUCACCUACCACUUUGUCAUGCAGCGCCUGCCCCUCUACUUCAUCGUCAAUGUCAUCAUUCCCUGUCUACUCUUCUCCUUCUUAACUGGCCUGGUGUUCUACCUGCCCACAGACUCAGGAGAGAAGAUGACUCUGAGCAUCUCUGUCCUGUUGUCCUUAACUGUGUUCCUCCUGGUCAUCGUGGAGCUGAUCCCUUCCACCUCAAGUGCUGUGCCCUUGAUUGGGAAGUACAUGCUGUUCACCAUGGUGUUUGUCAUCGCAUCCAUCAUCAUCACUGUCAUCGUCAUCAACACGCACCACCGCUCCCCCAGCACCCACGUCAUGCCAGAGUGGGUGCGGAAGGUUUUUAUCGAAACUAUCCCAAAUAUCAUGUUCUUCUCUACAAUGAAGAGACCAUCCAGAGAAAAACAAGACAAAAAGAUUUUUACAGAAGACAUUGAUAUUUCUGACAUUUCUGGGAAGCCGGGGCCUCCACCCACAGGCUUCCACUCUCCCUUGAUCAAACACCCCGAGGUGAAGAGUGCCAUCGAGGGCGUCAAAUACAUCGCAGAGACCAUGAAGUCAGACCAGGAGUCCAAUAAUGCGGCAGAGGAAUGGAAGUAUGUUGCAAUGGUGAUGGACCACAUUCUCCUUGGAGUCUUCAUGCUGGUCUGCCUCAUCGGCACCCUGGCUGUGUUUGCAGGUCGGCUCAUUGAAUUACAUCAGCAAGGAUGAUCAGAAGGCAGAACUGACCCCGGGCCUGCCCCAGCCCCAGGCAGAGCAGAGAAAGGCCUCAUCCCAGAAGCCCACCUAAAUGUCUAUCGAUGGAUGAAUGGAUAAACAAAAUAUGAUCUAUACAUACAAUGUUCAGCCUUAAGAAGGAAUGAACUUCUGACACAUGCUACAACACAGAUGAAACUUGAAAACAUGAUGCUAAGUGACAUAAGCCUGAUUG